CAUUGACUUGCAACCUUGUAGAAGACGUUCAGACUACUUUUACACGCUCCUUGCCUUGCCUCCUAUAUAUGGGUCACUCAUUCAGUAGCCGUCUGCAACAAACAAAUUGAGAGAAACUUUAUUUGCAUAAUGGAUACUUUGUAUUCAAACUUAUUCAACCCUCCCUAUAUUUCUCACUUUUUGCUCCUUUUGGUUUUGGCAUCUUCAUAUCUGCACACUAGCAGUCACUUCUGUUUUUGUUUGGUUGAUGGAGUUCCAAGCACUAGUACUGUGAGAUCAUGCAUCGAGGAAGAGAGAAGUGCGCUUCUCGGUUUUAAACAGGAUCUCAAGGAUCCCUCUGGAAGGCUUUCUUCUUGGGCGGGUCGCGAUUGCUGUCAAUGGCAAGGGAUUUCGUGCAACAAUCGCACCGGUCAUGUGGCGAAGGUGAAUCUCCGGAAUCCAUUUCCAUAUGUUUUCGAGUACGACGACGAGUUGGACGAGUUGGUUUAUAAGCAGUCUUGCUUGGGGGGUAAGAUAAAUCCUUCUUUGCUUAGCUUGAAAUAUUUAAAUUAUCUAGAUCUAAGCAACAAUGAUUUUGAUUGGAUUCACAUCCCUAAGUUCUUUGGGGAGCUUAAAAGUCUGAGGUAUCUCAAUAUAUCCCAUGCAUCAUUUUCGGGAGAGAUUCCCCAUUCUCUCGGUAACUUAUCAAAAUUGAACUAUCUUGAUAUUGAUAUGCCCUCUUCUGAUUAUGCUACCACAAUGCAUUCCAAAAGCUUGAAUUGGCUUUCUCAUCUCGCUUCCCUAAAAUACCUCAAUCUCAAUGGAGUGAAUCUUAGCAGCACAGGAGUUCCAAAUGUGCUGCAUCAUGUUAACUUGCUUCCUUCCUUACUGGAGUUACACUUAUCUGGUUGCUCGAUUGAUAGCAAUCCACUAUCACUACAGAAGAUUAACUUCACCUCACUUUCGGUCCUUGAUUUGUCAUAUAAUUCGUUCAAUACUUCUUCAUCUCCCAGCUGGCUUUUCAAUCUUACCAACCUCAGAAAACUUGAUUUAAGCGGGAAUUCUUUCGGUGGUCCUUUUCCCGAUGAACUUGCAAGCCUCAAAUCUCUGGAAUACCUAGCUUUAACUGAGUUGGGCCUCAAAGGUCGAAUUCCCAGAGUCAUUGGAAAUAUGUGCAAGCUAAAGUUUUUAAGUCUUAGUGGGAACGAUUUUUAUGGUGAGAAAAUUGAAGAGUUUUGGAGGAGUUUGUCAAAUUGUCCAAAUAAUACAAUAGCAUUAGAAUCGCUAGAUUUGUCUGGUUCUCGGCUGGAAGGCCAACUGCCGGCCUCCGUAGGAAAGUUAAAAAGUUUGCAGCAUCUCAACCUUGGGGUGCUCUUACUUUGGGGUUCAAUUCCAGAAUCUAUUGGAAACUUGUCAUCCUUGAAAACACUGGACUUGUCUUAUAAUAAUAUGAACGGCUCCAUUCCAGAAAGUUUGGGAAAACUCUCCCAGCUAGUUGAACUGGAUCUGUCUUAUAAUUCAUGGGAAGGCAUUCUAACGGAAGCCCAUUUCAUUAAUCUCACAAAAUUAAAAGCUAUUUCAAUAUUCAAUGAGAUAGAAGCAAAGCCCAUGUCCCUCGUUUUAAACGUGGCUUAUGAUUGGGUUCCUCCUUUCAAGCUCCACACGCUUCACAUUGGAUAUUGCAGAGUAGGUCAUGGUUUUUGGGUAUUGCUUCAAUCUCAGACUGAACUAGUGUAUGUUAGUCUUCGUAAUACUUUCAUCUCGGAUUCCAUACCAGAGGAAUGGUUAUCGAAGAUAUCUUCCCAAGUCACAGAUUUGGAUUUAUCUUACAACAACUUCAGUGGAAGGCUUCCAUUACAAUUGAAGUUUCCAAAGCUACAGAGUAUCAAUUUGGGUCAUAAUCAAUUGGAAGGCCCACUUCCACUUUGGCCCACUAAUGUCAACUUCCUUGAUCUUCAAAGCAAUUUAUUUUCCGGGCCAAUUCCCUCUAAUUUAGACCAAUUGAUGCCCAAAUUGAGUCAUUUGGAUGUUUCUGAGAAUCAUUUGAAUGGUACUAUUCCACCCUCAAUUUGCAACAUGAAGGAUAUGGAAAUCAUUUCACUUAGAAACAAUCAGCUGUUUGGAGAAUUCCCUCAACAAUGGAGUUUGUGGAGCAGCAUAUCCGUUAUUGAUGUCUCACACAACAAUCUUUCUGGUAAUAUUCCAAGUUCAAUGGGUAUCCCAAGUGCUCUUCAACAAUUCAAGGUGAAUAAUAAUAAUUUUGGUGGUGAGAUUCCUUUUUCCUUGCAAAAUUGCACUAAUUUGGGCAUACUUAAUCUUGAACACAACAAAUUCACUGGAAACCUACCUUUAUGGAUUGGAUCAAACGUGUCCACAUUGCAACUGUUACAACUGCGAUCCAACCUGUUAAGUGGGCAUAUCCCUCACCAUUUCUGCAAUCUUAUAUACCUUCGCGUCCUAGACCUUGCUCACAACAACUUUUCAGGGACCAUUCCCAAGUGCCUGAAAAAUAUGAUUUGUCUAGUCGAUGCUAAUGCUGUACACCUUGAUUUGGUUUUCUAUGAUACAUAUUAUGGACAAACAACAAUAACCUCCAAAGGCAAAGAACUCGAAUAUGAAGCUAUCCAAUUAGCCUAUUGGGGAAACAUCAUUGAUCUUUCGUCAAACAAUUUUGAAGGUGAAAUCCCUGAGGCAGUCUCGUUGAAUUGA
Molecule: messenger RNA, 2688 nt
Organism: Prunus dulcis (almond)
Lineage: Eukaryota; Viridiplantae; Streptophyta; Magnoliopsida; Rosales; Rosaceae
Product: receptor-like protein EIX2
Exons: 1
Coding region: 130-2688 (852 amino acids)
Molecular function (GO): protein binding
Source: RefSeq, a predicted model, not a curated record